Mirounga angustirostris (Northern elephant seal) is the source of this 8773-nucleotide messenger RNA. It is a transcript of the gene IQSEC2, whose product is annotated as IQ motif and Sec7 domain ArfGEF 2. Gene Ontology annotation, molecular function: guanyl-nucleotide exchange factor activity; protein binding. NCBI's taxonomy places the organism in Eukaryota, Metazoa, Chordata, Mammalia, Carnivora, Phocidae. The record is from RefSeq and is a predicted model, not a curated record. The transcript has 15 exons. The coding region runs from base 242 to 4708 and encodes 1488 amino acids. Gene Ontology annotation, biological process: regulation of ARF protein signal transduction; actin cytoskeleton organization.
UGGGCCGCGUCCUCCUGAGCCGUGGCGGUGGCGGCGGCAGCGGUAGCCUCAGCUCCUGCUCCCCGUGCCGCCGGCCCCAGAGCUGUCUCCCGGGCCCCCCCGGGCCCCCGGGCCCUCGAGCCCGGUGCGCGCCCUCGCGUCCCGCCGGCCCCCUCCCCCGGCUGGGCCCGGGGGAGGGUGGCGCCGUGAGCGAGCGGGGACCGGGCUCUCCUGCCCCUUCCCCUGCCCCUGGGCCGCCAGGAUGGAGGCGGGGUCGGGGCCCCCGGGCGGUCCGGGAUCCGAGAGCCCCAACCGGGCGGUGGAGUACCUGCUGGAGCUGAACAACAUCAUCGAGAGCCAGCAGCAGCUGCUGGAGACCCAGCGGCGGCGCAUUGAAGAGCUGGAGGGCCAGCUGGACCAGCUCACCCAGGAGAACCGCGACCUGAGGGAGGAGAGCCAGCUGCACCGCGGGGAGCUGCACCGGGACCCCCACGGCGCGCGGGAUAGCCCCGGCCGCGAGAGCCAGUACCAGAACCUGCGCGAGACCCAGUUCCACCACCGCGAGCUGCGGGAGAGCCAGUUCCACCAGGCGGCUCGGGACGUGGGCUACCCGAACCGGGACGGCGCCUACCAGAACCGGGAGGCAGUGUAUCGGGACAAGGAGCGGGACGCCGCCUACCCGCUCCAGGACACUACCGGCUACCCAGCCCGCGAGCGCGACGUGGCCCAGUGCCACCUGCACCACGAGAACCCAGCCCUGGGUCGCGAGCGUGGCGGGCGGGAGACGGGGCCAGCUCACCCGGGCCGCGAGAAGGAAGCCGGCUAUUCGGCGGCGGUGGGCGUGGGGCCCCGGCCACCGCGGGAGCGGGGCCAGAUGAGCCGUGGCGCAUCCAGGAGCUCCAGCCCCGGGGCCGGCGGCGGCCACAGCACCAGUACCAGCACCAGCCCGGCCACAACCCUCCAGAGAAAAUCUGACGGUGAGAAUUCCAGGACAGUCAGUGUGGAGGGUGAUGCCCCAGGCAGUGACCUGAGCACAGCAGUUGAUAGUCCUGGGAGCCAACCCCCCUACCGGCUGAGCCAGCUGCCCCCCACCAGCAGCCACAUGGGGGGCCCCCCAGCUGGGGUGGGCCUUCCCUGGGCUCAGCGAGCUCGCCUCCAGCCAGCCAGUGUCGCCCUGAGGAAGCAGGAGGAGGAGGAGAUAAAGCGCUCCAAGGCCCUAUCGGACAGCUAUGAACUCUCCACGGACCUACAGGACAAGAAGGUGGAAAUGCUGGAGAGGAAGUAUGGGGGCUCCUUCCUGAGCCGCAGGGCUGCCAGGACCAUCCAGACGGCCUUUCGCCAGUACCGCAUGAACAAGAACUUUGAGCGGCUCCGCAGCUCAGCCUCAGAGAGCCGCAUGUCCCGCCGCAUCAUCCUUUCCAACAUGAGGAUGCAGUUCUCCUUCGAAGAGUACGAGAAGGCACAGAACCCCGCGUACUUCGAGGGCAAGCCUGCCUCGCUGGACGAGGGCGCCAUGGCUGGUGCUCGGAGCCACCGGCUCGAACGAGGGCUCCCCUACGGAGGCUCCUGUGGAGGGGGCAUCGAUGGUGGCGGAAGCUCCGUCACCACAUCCGGAGAGUUUUCUAAUGACAUCACAGAGCUCGAGGACUCCUUCUCCAAACAGGUAAAGUCUCUGGCUGAAUCCAUUGAUGAGGCCCUGAACUGCCACCCAUCAGGGCCCAUGUCUGAGGAGCCAGGGUCAGCCCAACUGGAGAAGCGGGAGUCAAAGGAACAGCAGGAGGACAGCUCGGCCACAUCCUUCAGUGAUCUUCCCCUCUACUUGGAUGACCCAGUUCCCCCACCAUCCCCUGAGCGACUGCCCAGCACAGAGCCCCCACCCCAGGGCCGGCCCGAGUUCUGGGCACCAGCCCCUCUCCCGCCAGUUCCUCCACCAGUGCCACCAGGGACCCGGGAAGAUGGUGCCCGUGAGGAAGGCACUCGCAGGGGUCCUGGGUGCUUGGAGUGCCGGGAUUUCCGGCUGCGGGCCGCCCACCUUCCCCUGCUUACCAUUGAGCCUCCUAGUGACAGCUCCGUGGACCUGAGCGACCGCUCAGAUCGCGGCUCUGUCCACCGCCAGCUGGUGUAUGAGGCUGAUGGCUGCAGCCCCCAUGGGACCCUGAAGCACAAGGGGCCACCGGGCAGGGCCCCGAUCCCACACCGCCACUACCCAGCCCCGGAGGGCCCAGCCCCAGCCCCGCCAGGGCCCCUGCCCCCAGCCCCCAACAGUGGCACCGGGCCCAGUGGUGUGGCUGGGGGUCGGAGGUUGGGGAAGUGUGAGGCAGCAGGCGAGAACUCUGAUGGUGGAGAUAAUGAGAGCCUCGAGAGCUCCAGCAAUUCCAACGAGACCAUCAACUGCAGCUCUGGCUCCUCCUCGAGGGACAGCCUGAGGGAGCCUCCAGCCACAGGCCUGUGCAAGCAGACUUACCAGCGGGAGACGCGGCACAGCUGGGACUCGCCAGCCUUUAACAACGACGUGGUGCAGAGGCGGCAUUACAGAAUUGGCCUCAACCUGUUCAACAAGAAGCCAGAGAAGGGCAUCCAGUAUCUGAUUGAGCGGGGCUUCCUGUCAGACACACCGGUGGGAGUGGCUCACUUUAUCCUGGAACGGAAAGGCCUGAGCCGGCAGAUGAUAGGGGAAUUCCUAGGGAACCGGCAGAAGCAGUUCAACAGAGACGUGUUGGACUGUGUGGUGGAUGAGAUGGACUUCUCCUCCAUGGAUUUGGAUGACGCACUCCGGAAGUUCCAAUCCCACAUCCGGGUUCAAGGCGAGGCCCAGAAAGUAGAGCGACUCAUCGAAGCCUUCAGCCAGCGGUACUGUGUGUGUAACCCAGCCCUUGUGCGCCAGUUCCGGAACCCAGACACCAUCUUCAUCCUUGCUUUCGCUAUCAUCCUCCUCAAUACCGACAUGUACAGUCCCAGCGUCAAGGCUGAACGCAAGAUGAAACUAGAUGACUUCAUCAAGAACCUGAGAGGGGUUGACAAUGGUGAGGACAUCCCCCGAGACCUCCUUGUGGGCAUCUACCAGCGUAUCCAGGGGCGUGAACUGCGAACCAAUGAUGACCAUGUGUCCCAGGUGCAGGCCGUGGAGCGCAUGAUUGUGGGCAAGAAACCGGUCUUGUCUCUUCCCCACCGUCGACUGGUUUGCUGCUGUCAACUCUAUGAGGUGCCAGACCCAAACCGCCCCCAGCGGCUAGGGUUGCAUCAGCGGGAAGUCUUCCUCUUCAACGAUCUCCUUGUGGUCACCAAAAUUUUCCAGAAGAAGAAGAUCUUGGUGACGUACAGCUUCCGUCAGUCCUUUCCUCUCGUGGAAAUGCACAUGCAGCUCUUCCAGAAUUCAUAUUACCAGUUUGGGAUCAAGCUGCUGUCCGCAGUACCUGGCGGGGAACGCAAAGUCCUCAUCAUCUUCAACGCGCCCAGCCUCCAGGAUCGGCUGCGCUUCACGUCCGACUUGCGCGAGUCCAUUGCCGAGGUGCAGGAGAUGGAGAAAUACCGCGUGGAGUCGGAGCUAGAGAAGCAGAAAGGUAUGAUGCGGACUAACGCCUCACAGCCCGGAGGGGCCAAGGACUCAGUGAAUGGCACACUGGCCCGCAGCAGCCUGGAGGACACGUAUGGGGCAGGCGAUGGGCUCAAACGGGGCGCGCUCAGCAGUUCCCUGCGAGACCUCUCUGACGCAGGGAAGCGGGGGCGGCGUAACAGCGUGGGAUCGCUGGACAGCACCAUCGAAGGGUCUGUUAUUAGCAGUCCACGCCCUCACCAGAGGAUGCCACCUCCACCCCCACCCCCGCCGCCAGAGGAGUACAAGAGCCAGAGGCCCGUCUCCAACUCCUCAUCCUUCCUGGGCUCCCUGUUUGGAAGCAAGCGGGGCAAGGGGCCCUUCCAGAUGCCACCACCGCCAACGGGCCAGGCCUCUGCCUCCUCCUCAUCUGCUUCUUCCACCCACCACCACCACCACCACCACCACCAUGGUCACAGCCACGGUGGCCUGGGGGUGCUGCCUGACGGGCAGUCCAAGCUCCAGGCCCUGCAUGCCCAAUAUUGCCAAGGACCAGGCCCUGCCCCGCCGCCCUACCUCCCACCCCAGCAGCCCCCUCUUCCCCCACCUCCUCAGCAGCCCCCACCCCUGCCCCAGCUGGCCUCCAUCCCACCACCGCCCGCCUCGGCCCCACCCGUGGGGCCACAUCGCCACUUCCAUGCCCACGGCCCAGUCCCAGGCCCCCAGCACUAUACCUUGGGCCGGCCAGGCAGGGCCCCCAGACGGGGGGCUGGAGGACACCCUCAGUUUGCUCCACAUGGCCGCCACCCCCUGCACCAGCCCACAUCCCCAUUGCCCCUGUACAGUCCUGCCCCCCAGCACCCUCCAGCCCACAAACAGGGCCCCAAGCACUUCAUCUUCAGCCACCACCCACAGAUGAUGCCAGCAGCGGGGGCCACUGGGGGCCCUGGAUCCCGGCCACCAGGGGGCUCCUACUCCCACCCUCACCACCCCCAGUCACCCUUGUCACCGCACUCCCCCAUCCCACCCCAUCCUUCCUACCCACCCCUGCCCCCACCCUCACCCCACACCCCACACUCGCCCCUGCCGCCCACCUCCCCCCAUGGCCCACUGCACGCCUCUGGGCCCCCUGGCACGGCCAACCCACCCAGUGCGAACCCCAAGGCCAAGCCAAGCCGGAUCAGCACCGUGGUCUGAUGAACGGAGGGAGCGAGCUGGGGCCCAGGGAGGUCUGGGGAAUCCACAAGAGAUUCCCCGGUUUUUCCAAAAUAUAUAUACACAUAGAGAUGUCCUCCUCCCCACUUCCUCCCUGCCUCGGAACCUCUCCUCUAACCCCCAACAGGCGCCGUGGGGUUUCCUUCCAGAUUCAAGGAUCCUUGCCACUUGAAGCCUGGACACAGGGCUCUCAAGCUCUGGGGAGUGGUGAGGACCUUUUGGAGAUCCUCGUCCUUUUUUUUUUAUUUUUUUUCCUCUCUCCAUCCCCCACCCCGACCCCCGCUCCCCAGAGGUGGCCUCAGACCUCUGGGCCAGUGUGGGCUCCCUGUCAGCUCUGGCUGGUAGAGAAGGGCAGGCAGGUGUCAGGAGCGGUGAGGGUGAAGGCUUCCCCAGAGCACCUCUAGCCACACGGGGCUAGAGGGAGUUCUGUAGAGUUGUGGCCAAACCUCAGCUGGCUCAGCCCUCUCUCAGACCUCAGGGCCUGGCUAAAUCCCUCCAUGUGUCUCUCCACCUGCCAGAGGAACAGGGCUGUCGGUGCCCUCGGUGGGUGGGCCCCCACUAAGGCUGGCCCCCCAAAGGGGCAGUGCUUCCCCUCCAGAACCAGCCUCUGUCCUUUCUCCAGUGGGCCCCAGCCCAGACCUCUUCAGCUUCAGGACCUUGCCUCUCACAGCAACGUUCUUACCCUGAUCAAAGUCCAGACAAGUUUGGGGGGCGGGGGCUCAGGUCUGGGAUGAGAAGGGCACUGCCCUCCCUCACCCAUAUUGCAUGCCCCCCCCAUUCCCUUACACCUACCCCACCUACAACCGAAGACAAUGCACUUUACAGAUCUUCUUGCCCACAUACACCUCGCUGGGGCAAGGGCACCCAGCAUUAGCCCUGGGGAGAGAGGCUCCCAGAGGGCCACCAUAAGCCCAUGAUGUCCUUCCUGAGGCAGAUUGAAGCCAUCAGAGCGGGGGCUGGGAGCCAGGAUGCCUGAGUCCUUCUGUCCGUCAAAAUCUCUGCUGCCUCUCCAGCCCCUUUACAGCCCUGUUUAUUUAUUAUAAAUAUAUUUUUUACAAGCCCCAGCUCCUCUUCUUGCCCCGCAUACCCAGCUCCUUUCUCAGCUCCUGCCUCCCUCUCCCCCCCUCCACCGUGGGCUGCAGUACAGACAGACAGACCCUGGCUGUAUGAAGGUCCAGGGACCCAGGGGCUUGGGGGUGGGGGAGGGCAGCAGCCGGAGGGGCUGUACGGAGAGGAGCUGGGGUUCAGGCAUUGUCUUUUUUCCUCCUUGUAUAUAAGAAUGUAUAUUUGAUGCCUCAUAAAAGACCUUGUGCUCACCUCCCGCCUCUGCCUCCUACUUAUGCCCCCUCCCCCCCGGGGUGGAGCCCAUGGAGAGAGAGGCCUUUAGCCCCGGGAGGUGAGGACUAAGGGUAGCAGCCAGGCACCUGGGUGGGUGAGAUGCCUUGGUUGGGUGCGAGGUGGGGGAGGAGGGAGGUUUCCCCUUCUCAGCUCAUUAACUCACUAACUGCCUGCCGGACCGCAGCAAGGGUGUGGGCUUUGGAGUUGAGCCAGUUCAAAUCCUGGGACUUUCCCUCCUGAGGCAUGCACACUUGGGAAAAGCACCCUCUCAGUCUCGGUUUUCUUAAUUUAAAACUGGAGGUGAUGAGCCGUUGCCACAGGGAGUCGCGAUGAUGACAGGCCGUGACGAAUGUCAAGCAGACAGCAUGGAGCAGGUGCUCUUGGGAAGUUUAGUUCCCCGCUCUUCCUUUCACAGGUUGGAGACUUCCUUCUGCUCUUGUGCCACCUAUGCUCACCCUUCCAGUGGCUGGCCCGGCUAUGCCCUGGGGCCUUCCCCACCCAGCACGCCCCCCGCCCCGGGGUGAGCCGUGUUUCUGCCCUUGGGUGGGGGUGGGUAGGUGACCUGAGCCAGGAAGCCAGGGGCUAGAUCCAUUAUAAGAGCUCUUACGUGUAUAUACUUAGGUUGUCAGGUAACAGAUGGCUGGAUUUUCCUCAGCUUACACAGGAGGGGACAAGUCCAGAGAAGGGAAGGGUCUUUUCCAAGGCCACACAGCAAGUCGGGACAGGGGUUCCUGACUUCGAGGCCAGGCCACUCUCCAGUCCCCCAAACUGCCCCCCCCCCCCGGAAAUGAACAUGUUUCCAGCCCCGCCGAUUAUGUCCUGGCAAAGUCCAGGAGGAAUGGGGCAGAGCGUUGGCUCUUGGUUAGGGUCAGCAGGGUCCCCAGAAGCAGCAGCCGGUAAACAUUUUUGGUGCCUUCUUAGAGUCUGGAAUAGCCUCUUAGAGGGAAUGGUUUGAGGGUCCCUCGCUAGCAGCUUGGACCUAUGUCUCAGUUUUCAUCUUUGUAUGCACAUUCGAGUGGAAGAAGCAGCUGGGGCCAUCUAACCAUUUGAUGCCUCCUCGAGGACCCAACCUGAGCUUUCGAAGAGCUUAGAUCCACAGGGCCCAGAAUGAAAUCCAAUAAGCAUUCUGCUUGUUUGUUUCUUCCCUGGUGAGCCAGGCUGGACUCUCCCUUCUCCCACCUUCAACUUGAUGCUGGUUUUGUCUUCCCAAAGCUUAGCUGUUAGCACUCGAAUCCUGGCUCAGUCUCAGACUUGACCGUGUUGCCUUUGGCAAAUCACCUAGCCCCUCAGAGCCUGGUCUUUCACCUGUAUAAUAUGGGUAAUAAUCUUGCAGGGAAAUUGUUAACAGAUGCAUGUGAAAUGCCUGCCUCCUGCCAGACACACAGUAAAGCUGUUCUCUGCCACCUACAGAAACGAACGCAAACUCCUUGUCUUGACACUGGAGGUCCUCCACCACGCGGCCCCAGUCGAACUCCUCAUCCUCAUUCCUCGCCCACACCUCGACCACCCACUCAUUGUUCCCUGAGAAGGCCUGUGCGUAAUUUUCCGGCUCCGUAUUUUACCUGUGCCUGCCCCCACCCCCGCCAAAAGUGCUCCCCUCCCCCCCCCAGCCUCCCUGAGGAAGUUUUCCUCACUCUGCUGAGAUGGGCUUAAAAGGCCCAUCCCUCACAAAAUGUGCCCUUGAUCACAUCCUCUGAGAUCCUUCAUGUCGCUAUCUUUCUUCCCCACCAGGCCCUAAGUGGCUCAAGAAUGACAACGGUCUGAAUCAUCGCUGUUUAGAGCGUUGCACAGCACAGAUAACACGGAAAUUCUGUUGAUUUGAAUGAAUGUAUAGUUCUUUCUAAGCUGACUCUUAGAGUAAGGUAUCUUUGCAUUGGUUGGCUUACUGAUUGGUGCAACCUGCGUAUCGAGCUUCUGGGCCCCCUGGGACCUCUUCGUGCCUCCUUCAGCUCUUUCCUAUGUUCUCCCUGCCCCUCCUCAUUGCAGCACCAGCACUGGGCUGUCCCUGCCCCCGCGCCCCCCCCAACUCCCCGGAGCCUCACCAUCCAGACUGUGGAGGAGGGGUAAUUUGAUUCCUCGCCUCCCCAUUUCUUUGAGGGCCUGAAGACAAGAAGCCCAGUGGCUGUCUGGCCAUCAGAGGCUCUACUGCCAGUCUCUUUGGGGAUGUGGAUGGGAAGGGGCAACACAUAACAAAGGACAAAGGUCCUAGAUUCUCACAGAGUUCUUUGUCUUAGACCAGUGCUGUCCAAUAAGUCUUUCUGGGAUGAUGGAAAUGUCCUAUAUUUGUGCUGUCCAGUACAGUAACCCCUAGCAAAUGUGCCUAUUGGGCACUUGAAAUGUGGCCAGUGCAACCGAGGAACUGAUUUUUUUUUUAAUUUAAAUAGAAAUAGCCACAGGGCGCCUGGGUGGCUCAGUCGUUAAGCGUCUGCCUUCGGCUCAGGUCAUGAUCUCAGGGUCCUGGGAUCAAGCCCCGCAUCAGGCUCCCUGCUCAGCGGGGGGCCUGCUUCUCCCUCUCCCACUCCCCCUGCUUGUGUUCCUGUUCUCGCUGUCUCUCUCUGUCAUAUAAAUAAAUAAAAUCUUUAAAAAAAAAAUAAAUAGAAAUAGCCACGUGUGGGUGGUGGCUACCAUAUUGGACAGAGCAGGACAAGACAAGUUCAGGAGGGAACAGCCUGGCAGGGAUAAUGUCCAUGCCAUAUGAUACUAAGUACA